AUGCCCAGUUCUACAAUCAGUACCUUUCCGGUUGAAAUAUUAUCAGUUGAUAAUACAGCUGCAACACCACAGUUUGCUCAAUUUUGGGAAGUAGUCGUAGUGGCAGCUUCACCUAUCAUACUAGCUUUUUGUCUUUGUUUUUGCAUUGUUUGUCUACUGUUCCGUCGCCAGGAAGCAGGAGCAAAUGUAACAACGACAGUCGUACAAUCACACUCUCGUCGUACUCCCCUAGCAAAUAUUUUACGUCAAUUACCUCCACCACCCAAAUAUGAUGUUGCAAUUGCUUCAACACCUCCACCACCCAUUUAUACGGAUGAAGAAAAAAAUUUGAUUUAUGAUCCACUUCGUGCUUUUAUGGCUCUUCGAGCAGCUUCAACAAGCAGCAACACCACAUCAUCUACAAAUUCCUCAGCAGGAGGCGGAUCCUCUUCCGGAUCAUCAUCCUCUUCAAGUUCAACAACAACUUCACCAACAUUAUCAAUUCAAUACUUAUACCCUCCACGUUAUGAAGCUCAAGCGCGUCCACCAUUGACCGUUGUGACCACAGAUGAAACAUUAGUUCCUGUUGGACCACCGGAAUAUGAGCAAUCAUCAUCUGACCCUCGUAUCAUCAUAGUUCCGGAUUUGAAUAAGCAACGUUCAACAUCAACAGUACCUCGUCCGGACUCUUUACCUUCCAUGACAAAUGAAGGUCCUUCAAAUAGAUAA
Molecule: messenger RNA, 708 nt
Organism: Auanema sp. JU1783
Lineage: Eukaryota; Metazoa; Nematoda; Chromadorea; Rhabditida; Rhabditidae
Source: the annotation of a GenBank genome assembly